GUGGGCAGACAGGUUGGGCCACAUUCUCCCAAGAGGCUGCCUGGAUGCAGCAGCACUCAAAGAAGCAAACCUGGAGUUUUACAAGUCUGAGAUUGUCCUGCUUCCUUGGAGGUGAAGCAGAGGCAGCCUUGGAACUAUGAGAAUCCCGCUUUUUCAUUUAUUUUGCAUCUCUGUGCUUCCAGUGAUUCACGGUGUCUUGGAAAGUAAACCUCAAAACCGAGGUACUGAGGACGGCACAUCAAUAACAUGUGGCCAGGUGAUUACAAAAACCAAAAACCGUAUUGUUGGGGGAGAAGACGCUACUCGGGGUGCCUGGCCAUGGCAAAUCAGCCUUCAGUACAAGGGGAAGCAUGCAUGUGGGGGGACGCUCAUCAGUCCUGAUUGGAUACUGACUGCAGCCCACUGUUUUCCAAGCAAUGUGAUGUUUUCUGACUAUCAAGUCAACCUGGGAAACUACCAGCUUUUGAAGCCAGAACCAAAUGCUCAGUGGGUGAAGCUUUCGAAGGUGAUUACACACAAGGCCUAUGCUGGGGAUGGGACCAGUGGUGAUAUAGCUCUAGCCCAGUUGAAACAUCCAAUCCACUUCACUGAAAGCAUCCUGCCAGCCUGCCUUCCAGAUGCUAUGGUCAAGUUCUCGAGUGGCACCUUUUGUUGGGUGACAGGAUGGGGAGCCACUUCAUACGGAGCUUCCCUUGGAGGGCCAAUGACAUUGCAACAGAUCAGGCUGCCCUUGAUAGACACAAUGAAGUGUGAUGAAAUGUACCAUGUUGGUACCACUAUUAACCCCAAAACCCGAGAGAUCCAGGAUGAUAUGAUCUGCGCUGGCUAUGCAACUGGAAAGAAAGACGCUUGCGUGGGUGACUCUGGUGGUCCCUUGGUCUGCCAAGACAAUGGUGCCUGGUAUGUGGCAGGCAUCGUGAGCUGGGGUGACAUGUGUGCCCUUCCCAACCGCCCAGGUGUCUACACCCUUGUCAGCUUCUAUGAGGACUGGAUAAAGAAACACUACCCCAGAGCCCAGUUUGGCCUCGUGAAUAUCACCUAUAACAAAGUUAGACCAUCUGGAUCUGCUUCCAGCCUGUUCCAUACAGACUUCAAUUUUUUUCUUCUGCUCACAGUCAUGUCCUUCACUGUGUUCCUUCUGAUAUAGAAGGAUAGUAGGACAUUCCAGUGUUUACCUCAUGGAGAUGAAGUGCUGUGGAAAGAGACACUUUCUAGUACCUUCCUUGACAAAUCAGUCUAGUUCUUUCUGAAUGGAUGGAUUCUGGAAAGUUCUUGAAAGUUCAAUUUUUUGUCAUCAUUGUCGUCAUCAGUGCAGUCAUCAAAACAUGGCCUUUAUAGACUUCAACCUCAAUGGAGAUGAGACUGGGAAGAUGUUUUUUAUUGUCUGAAGAUUAUUGGUAACACGGCGGCUUCUGCUGUUUUAUCAUAUUUCCUAGUUGACAUCUUAGAAGCCUAGUUCUUUUUAAAUGGAUUUUAGAAAGUUCUAGGCAGGUCUUUGUUUUGUCAUUAUUGUAACUGUUGCCAUUGUCAUUAUGGUCAUCACAAUCAUCACAACUUGGGCUUUUAUGGACUUACAGCCACACUGGAGGUGAGGCUAGGAAGAAUUUUUAUCCAUGAAGGAGCAGGACUUCUUCAUUUCAAAAACUGCCAUACAUCCCUUCACCUGUCUCCCCAGAAUUAUUCCCUUACAUUGGAAAUGGGGUUCUUGCCUUGUGCUCCAAAUGGUGCUACUCAUGUAAACUAGUGAAUAUAUGCAUAUUUGCACAA
This is a messenger RNA of Anolis carolinensis (green anole), 1767 nucleotides long. Its product is annotated as serine protease 33. Gene Ontology annotation, molecular function: serine-type endopeptidase activity. The record is from RefSeq and is a predicted model, not a curated record. The transcript is spliced from 7 exons. Lineage: Eukaryota; Metazoa; Chordata; Lepidosauria; Squamata; Anolidae. Gene Ontology annotation, biological process: proteolysis. The coding region runs from base 137 to 1147 and encodes 336 amino acids.